Entrophospora candida is the source of this 2211-nucleotide messenger RNA. NCBI's taxonomy places the organism in Eukaryota, Fungi, Glomeromycota, Glomeromycetes, Entrophosporales, Entrophosporaceae. The record is from the annotation of a GenBank genome assembly.
AUGGACGACGAAAAAAAGACACGGCCAAGAUCAAGAUCUCUGAAUUUUCGAACCGGAACUCCCACUACAACAAAAAAAACCUUGUCAAUUCAGUUCUUACUGAAUUUAGAAACAAAACUUUUCCCUAAAGAUAAUAAUAAUAACGAUAAUUUAUUUUUAAAUAAUCAAUACACUAAAUCAAAACGAAAUAGAAAUCUAAGCCCAAUACCAGUAUUUGGACCACUUUUAGAAAGAAAACGUUGGAGAUGUAUAUCGUAUUUAAUUGUGGUUGUGAUUAUUUUAGCUUUAGUUCAAGGUGUUUUGAUGUUUUUAGAUUCCUCAGCAACAUCAAAAUUCCAUCAACUACAAAUAGGUUUGUUUAAAUUUAAAUUUAUCAUAAUGCCAAUAAGAUACAUUGACAUACCUCCUAUGACGACCCAAAUGCUAGAAGGUAAAAGAAUCUUUCAUGUAACUAAAGAAUAUGGGUAUGCAACAAUAAAUGAAUUAGGCCAUGCAGUUACAGACCUCGUACGUGCUCAAGUUGUUAGUAACGCAUCAUUAGAUGUGAAUGUAAUAAUGCCAUUAUAUCCAUUUUUGAGGGGCUAUCAUAAUUUUUCUAGAUACACAGAGUUGGCAAUUGACGUUCAAGAUGAUGAUGGAAGUAUCGUACAAAGUAUCUUUACGGCACGGAGAUCUAAAAGAUCUUUUAAUUUGGCCCAUGAAUAUAGGGAAGGUAAUGAUAUAUAUCCAACAUCAAAAACAUUGUUGCAAGAAUGGGAUGACUUAUAUUUCUGCAAAGCCGCAGCAGAAUUGAUAACCUACAUAAAUAAUGAUGUUGACGCAUCAAUAUUUGCCACGAAUGAAGAACAAGGUGUUGAUUUGGUUCACGUUCAUGGUGCAAGGAAUGCGUUGGUGGUUGAAUUUCUUAAUGAUUUCAAUGCAGCAAAUAACAGAUUUAGUAGACCACCACCUGCCAUUGUAUAUACAAUACAUGAUCAUGUGGAAGAGCAAGGGUACUCAAUCAAUCUCGAAAGUGUUUUAAAAUUUGUAAAUUUAAAUGAUUAUAUGCUUGAAAAUUAUUUUCAUAACAAUCAUAUGUACACAUCAUCAUUAGCAAUAGAUCAAGCAGACUAUGUCACGUUUGUUUCAUAUAAAAUGGCAAAAGACAUUGUUGAAAGGCCGAUGAGUUUUUCACUUAAAGACAUGUUGAUGUUUAGUAUAUUGAAACGUGCUAGAGCAAGAAAUUGGAUUGGAAUAAGUAAUGGAGUUGGUCUUAGAAAAUACAAUCCAUUUAACGAUAAAUUAUUGAUUGAUACGCAAUCAAAUUUCCCCAAAAACAUUUAUAAUGAAUCUUUUAUGGACGAAAUCGAAUAUAUCAGCCUCUACAACGAUGGCGACGACGAGGGCAAUUACAACAGUGAAAGCGGUGGUAGUGAUUUGAUCGUUUCAGCAAAAUAUAACGCUAGAAAAUAUUUGAUAAAAAAUGAAUUAUUGAACGAAAAAGAUUUGGAUCGUGUGAUUGUUUUGUUUGUAAUUAAAGUUGGACGUGAUAAAAGCAUGCCAUUUGUUGAUGAUGCGGUUGAAAUUAUAACACAAUUAGGAGCAAAAUUUAUAAUAAUAGGUCGAAAUGAUGUUUCUCUUGGCAAGCACACGAUUAAACGUCUAAGAAAAAAGUAUCCGGAUGAUGUUAUGAUCAUUAAUGAUUUACGAGUUCAAAAGAAAAUGGAAGUUUUGUAUAGAGCAGCAGCAGAUGUAUUAUUUGUGCCUAAUAUAACCGAGGAUUUUGGAUUAGUGGCAGUUGAAGGAUUAUUGUUUGGAUCGACAGUGGUUAGUACAGGGGUUGGAGGAUUAAAAGAGUUUUUGAUAAACAAAACACAAGAUACAAUAUCGCCAACAAUGACAUUAUCAUCGUCUUUACCUCCAUCAAAUGAUCUGAGUGAUCAAAAUGAUAGCUAUAAUUCAUAUUUAUUUAAUUUGUAUAAGGAAGAAGAUAAGUUUGAUGUGUCUAUUGAAGAGAUGAAAAGUGCAUUAAGCAAAUCCAUUAUUGAUAUGACAGAAUGGUCAAACGAUCUUAGGGCCAAAGAAGUGCUUUUGAGAAGAUUGGUUAAUGAUGCCUUGAGAUUGAGUUGGAAUAGGCCUGAUGGACCUAUUGAUCAGUAUACCAAGGUUUAUAAGAUGGCAAUUAAAAAACAUCAAGACGAUUUAAUAAAGUUAACUCCUAAUUUGUCGUAA